Messenger RNA from Spinacia oleracea (spinach), 909 nucleotides. RefSeq names its product reactive Intermediate Deaminase A, chloroplastic. Gene Ontology annotation, molecular function: deaminase activity. NCBI's taxonomy places the organism in Eukaryota, Viridiplantae, Streptophyta, Magnoliopsida, Caryophyllales, Amaranthaceae. The record is from RefSeq and is a predicted model, not a curated record. Gene Ontology annotation, cellular component: mitochondrion; cytosol. The transcript is spliced from 6 exons. The coding region runs from base 87 to 650 and encodes 187 amino acids.
CUCACACUCACACUCACACUCACACUCGCACAGAGAAAGUUGAUUAUAGAGAGAGGGAGAAUCACACAUACACAGACAAAGAGAAAAUGGCGUGGUGCGCAGCAAGGAGCUUCCAAUUACCGGCGAUUGACGGCAGCGCACUUCGCGUCAAAGGCCAAAUAGCCGCCGGAGUAGGUUGCGUUUCAUUCGCUGGCUCCAACUUCUGGCGCUCCCCUUCUUCUACCUCUCGUUCUAAACCCUUUGCUUGCCGUGCCGUUUCUACCGAUGCCGGUUUAAAGGAAGUUGUUCAAACUGACAAGGCUCCUGCAGCAUUGGGACCAUAUUCUCAAGCCAUCAAAGCAAACAACAUGCUCUUUGUUUCUGGUGUUCUAGGUCUUGUGCCAGAGACUGGAAAGUUUGUAUCAGAAGAUGUGGAGGAUCAAACUGAGCAGAUUCUCAAAAACAUGGGUGAAAUUUUGAAAGCUAGUGGAGCAAGCUAUUCAUCUGUUGUCAAAACGACAAUUAUGUUGGCAGACUUGAAAGACUUCAAGAAAGUAAAUGAUAUAUAUGCUAAGUAUUUUUCAUCCACACCUCCAGCUCGAUCAACUUACCAGGUUGCGGCAUUGCCUCUUGAUGCGAGAAUUGAGAUAGAGUGCAUUGCUGCGCUGUAGGUUCACUCUUUAAUUAAUUUCGUUUCUGGCUGACAUAGAGGAGAUCAAUAAAUUAAGUUAUCACGGCUGAGGAGCAUCUUGAUGCAUUGAGCAUCCUAUUCCUACUAUGUUUGUUUUAGUUUCCUUUUACUUGCUGUUGGAUGUACAUGAUUCAAUUCUCUUAACUCAAAGUAUGUCAAAAUUUAACCCUUGAUCUCAUUGGAUCUCACGUCUUACUGUGUUGGGUGGGUGCUAUUGGAUUCUUGUUCCUUUGCUUUGA